Durusdinium trenchii is the source of this 1366-nucleotide messenger RNA. Lineage: Eukaryota; Dinophyceae; Suessiales; Symbiodiniaceae. The record is from the annotation of a GenBank genome assembly.
CCUCCGAUGCUUUAGAUAUGGCACAAGGGUCCUCAACGCAAUCUUUGGACAUGGCGACGGAGCAGGAAAGGCCAGUCAGCAUUCCUUGGUCUUGUUGGUUCGACAACAACCAUGGACGUGGGCAGCAUGGCGUUCCCGGGUCACUUGGACGCUGUCUGCGACGCGCUAAUUAGCCGGUUACUUCCGGCCCUACAGCCUGUGGUGGAACAAGCAGCAAGCAAAGCAGCCUUGCUGGCCGUUCAGAGUCUGCAAUCUGACAACUCACCUGGAGCCACUUUGCUGGGCCGUGUGCCCCCUGAACAGCUGGUGACAGUGGAAUGGACCUUCACAAACAGUUCUCAAGAAGCCUGGCCCGGCUGUCACUUACGCUACCUGGGUGGAAGUCUCAAGCCCUCCAAAGUGGGAAGUCAUGAGAGAUCCGUCGCACCGCACGAGACUGUCACCUUGGAAGUGGAGAUGCAGGUGCCCGGUGCUCCGGGUCCUUGCGAGGCUUCGUGGCAGCUGGAGACUCUACAGGGCCAACCCUUAGCACCACCGAUGCCCGUCUGGGGCCAUGUGGCAUCCUCCGCCCUCCCAACGCCUGUGGCCUGGGCCGCGCCGGCCGCGCUGACCGCGUCGACCGCGCUGACCGCGUCGACUGCACCCCACUCCGCCGCUGCGUCCACCACGCCGCCGGCGCCGGGACAGCGGCCAGUGCCGGCUCCGUCACCAGCGACCUCGGUACGACAACCUGUGCAUGCUCCUGGCAAGGUGAUCUCCGGUGAGCCACUUUGGCAGCAAGUCUUUGAACGAUUCUUCGGCGCCGAGGCCCUGAGAGUGACGCAAGCUGGAAGCAGAGAACGCCUAGUCAGCAAGGUCUGGGACUAUGCCAAGAGCAAGCAACUCUUCCGCAGUGAAAACAUUUGCAUCUUUGACCAGCUGCUACAACAGCUCUUUGCACCAGUCGUCCCUGGAGCCACCUACUGCCAGACCACCGUAGCCCGCACGAACGGGACGUGGAACGUCUGGGAGUGAUCGCGUGUGGUUCCACGCGUCGGCGAAGGCGGCCCAGCGACUUCCCUUCACAUCGUGGCCCCCUUCAGUACGUCUAAAAUGAAACAGGUGUGCGGAUAUGCUGUAGAAUGAGAAGCUGUCAUAGAUCUUGCAAACACCUCAGAAUUGGUCCUGGCCUUAGUAUCACUGAGUAGUAAUCAUCAAGCGGAGAGUGCUCUUUUGCUGGCAGCUGGACCCUCAACUCUUUUUUAAAGGUAGCUACAUAAUGCUAAUGCACACGUUCAUUUAUUCCUUUUAACCAAGCCCAGAAGAAUCAAACAGUCCCCAGUCAAAGCCGAUUCCGCAGGGUAUCUUUCAUUCAUAUAUUUCAAAG